AUGAGUCUCCAGAGACCUGCUACGCGCUUGUGUCAUCUGCGACAAAGCUACGUGGAAAUUUCAAGAUACGUUCGCUCCCAUAUUCAAUGCGACAGUCCUAGGUGUAGGGUUCUCUCAACUCGGACUUCACUCAGCAUACGACAUGCAAGCACAAACAUUCCAAAAGACACGGUAGCAUUGAAUGCCGAGCCUUCGGACAGAAGUCGACAAUACGGGGAUCGAAGCACGCUUACGCAAAGAAAGAUCCUGUCAGAUAAACAGUAUGGCUGCUUGGAGCGUUUUGAACGAAGCAGCCUUCUUCCUGGAAUUUCGACAACCUGGGACAGCCUACUGAAAUACAAACCUAGCACCAUAUCCUCCACGAACGACUCGAAGAGCAACGUCGAUACAGACCGGGUCGUAGUCCCUGGCUACAUUACAUCGCAACGGUCCGCAAAGCAGUGCGAGUUCUUCCAGCUUGUUGAUCCAAGUUUGAAGCUUGCAAUACAAAUCGUUCUCCCACGACCGAACAUAAAUUCGCAUAUCCUUGGAUCGGCAAAGGGCGGCGCUGAGCCUCCUCAGACGACCCGCAAGUCCGUGCUCGAAAAUGCUUCUGAAAGAGAGGACAGUAUGGUUGGGGACAUCCAGGCACACACCCCUGUACAGGUUGUCGGUUCUAUUGUUGCUCGAAAAGCACCGCCCAAGCAGACCACUCAGUCGAGCCGGUCCACAGAAUGCAAACGCGAAGAAAAUACAGUUCAAAGGCUCGAUCCUUUCGUAGGGUCAAUCGACCUGAUUUCACACAUUGAGAUACGCGCAGACUCUAUUUCACCUCUCAACAGUUUUCCAUCGGAGACAAUAGCGGCUUACGAUACAGUGUUCCCACCCGAGAUGCGCCAUCUGCAAUUCAGGACUGACCACGAACUCCGCCGCCGAAUACGGUUACGGUCAAGAGUAGCUGCAAAUAUACGUCAACGCAUGCUGGGCCUGGGUUUUGAUGAGAUUGAAACGCCAUUGCUGUUCAAAUCAACACCCGAGGGAGCUCGAGAAUUUAUAGUACCCACUAGGCGGAAGGGAAUGGCUUACGCGCUCCCACAAAGCCCUCAGCAAUACAAACAGGUGCUUAUGGCUUCGGGCAUAUCGCGGUACUUCCAAUUUGCUCGAUGUUUCCGCGAUGAGGACCUGAGAGCGGACAGGCAACCUGAAUUCACUCAGCUCGAUCUGGAGAUGUCAUUCGCUGGUGCGCCGCAAGUCAUGCGAACCGUGGAAGACAUUAUCCUGAAUGCUGUUUGGCCAAGCGUCCCGGGCAUUGCCGCGAUACGGAAGGCCGAUACGAUUAAGGACGAUGCGGAAUCAGCGAGCGGCCCUGAUUCGGAUGGGCUGACCUUUCCCCGAGUCUCGUAUCAUGAAGUUAUGGCUCGUUAUGGCUCAGACAAGCCCGAUACUAGGCUUGGCUCAGAAAUCUCUCGCAUCGAUGAUUGGCUGCCAUCCAACAUGAAGGGAAUGCUUACUUCGCUCGAGGAUCCGAUUGUCGAGAUGAUCAAAAUUGACAUGCACGGCUGCAGCCCCUCUGAGAGCGGCCAGUUCAUCAGAUCCUUCCUGGAUGCACCAUCCUCCUCCGGUUAUGCCAAUAAUCCCGAUGGGAUACCUGGGGUGUCUGUUUACGACCCAAGUAAACCAUUGUGUGGGCUUUCCAGUUUUGGCUACGAGGGCGCGUCCAAACUUGAAGAGGACUUUGAGCCCGAACCUGGAGACAUUUUCAUCGUGCAGUCACGCGUAAAGGCGCCUUUCACAGGAGGCUCGACGGUAUUGGGCAAUCUACGUCGAGAUAUCCAUCAGAGCGCAGUCUCUCAGGGGUUAAUUCCUGCUCCGGUUGGCUUUUCGGCUCUCUGGGUUAUUGACUUCCCAUUGUUCUCGCCCACGGACCAAUCCGAGCCAGGUCAGGGUGGCAUGGCCGGGAUAUGUUCUACUCACCACCCAUUUACGGCUCCUAAGCCCGGGCAAGACCUGUCAAAGUUGUUCUCCGAUCCCUUGGCUAUUAUUGGCGAUCACUACGACCUAGUAAUCAACGGUGUCGAGGUCGGUGGCGGUUCUCGUCGUAUCCAUCUUGCUGAGAUGCAAGAACUUGUUUUCCGAGAAAUUUUGAGGAUGAAGCCAGAGCGCGUGGAAGACUUCAGACAUCUACUCAACGCUUUAAAGAGUGGAUGUCCACCACAUGCCGGCUUUGCCUUGGGCUUUGACCGAUUGAUGGCCAUGCUGACAGACACACCCAGUGUGCGGGACGUCAUUGCGUUUCCAAAGCACACAGACGGGCAAGACCGGUUUGUGGGCUCGCCAUCGGAGCUCACAGAAGAACAGUUGGCAACCUAUCACCUUGCCAUAGUAGACAGAGAUCUUGACGAGCCACGUCCGCAGAUCUCACUAAAAGCAUAG
Exophiala dermatitidis NIH/UT8656 is the source of this 2412-nucleotide messenger RNA. RefSeq names its product aspartyl-tRNA synthetase. Gene Ontology annotation, cellular component: mitochondrion; cytoplasm. Gene Ontology annotation, molecular function: aspartate-tRNA ligase activity; ATP binding. The transcript has 3 exons. The coding region runs from base 1 to 2412 and encodes 803 amino acids. Lineage: Eukaryota; Fungi; Ascomycota; Eurotiomycetes; Chaetothyriales; Herpotrichiellaceae. The record is from RefSeq and is a predicted model, not a curated record. Gene Ontology annotation, biological process: aspartyl-tRNA aminoacylation.